GAGGAAGCGGAGUAAAUACUAAAUGAUUUAGCAGAGUGACGUACAUGUUCGUACCACCCAGUGCUGUCUCUGUGAGGGAGCGGAGUAAACACUAAAUGAUUCAGCAGUGUGACGUGUUUGUACCACCCGGUCUUUAUCCCAGAGUUGCAUCAAACACGGCGUGUUGGGUGGCGCUGAGAGGAAGGCAGCUGCAGCGCACGAUGCACAGCCAUAGUGCCUGACGAGGCAGGCAUCAUGACAUCAGGUCAAGCUAUGUUUAGGGUUGGGACAUUCCUGAUCAGAACAACAUUGAUACUUGCUAACCUGCCAGCACAAACCAAGGGAUAUGUGACACCGGCAAGUCCCACUGGGUGCGGGGGAAACUUAACGGCACCUUCUGGAGGUCCUAUAACAUCCCCGAACUACCCUAGUCCCUAUGGCAACAACGAAAACUGUGAGUGGUUAAUCACCGUCCCAGCAGGAAAUACGAUAGUCCUCAUGUUUAAAAGGGGUCAACAACUUGAGGAAGGAAGCGACUUUUUGAGCAUAUACGAUGGGGCCAGUGAUAGCGCUGUGGAGUUACACAGGAUAACAGGUCGAGAUUCUGUCAUAAAUGUUCCCAGCACAUCUAACACGAUGUUCCUGAGAUUUACAUCUGACAAGGAUUUACCACAAAGAGGGUUCAAGUUCGACUACAUAAGUCGAACACUUAACGACUCUGCUCAAAAUGAAUGUGGUGGCUACAGAUCAGGGCAAUCUGGGGAGAUUUUAUCCCCAAACCAUCCUGGAUCCUACGACAACAACCUGGUCUGUACGUGGACAAUAGUGGUCAACCCAAGAGGAUAUAUAAGGCUUAAACCUAAGAUUUUUAUCCUUGAAAGACAGCGUGACUACUUAAGAGUCUACGACGGUGGUCUUGGAUUCAACGGCAUACUACUAGGAAGUUACACUGAGGACGUCAUCCCUGAUGAAAUCAUUUCCGCAUCCAACAUUAUGUCGCUUGUCCUCACAACUGACUUUCAUCAGGGCUAUACCGGUUUCAAGAUUCGCUUUGAAGAAUUAUUUUUACCGGAGGGUGAAUGCGCGGACCCUGGCUUUCCAAAAAACGGCUACAAGAACGGAGACAACUUCACUGUAGGGUCGGUUGUGACUUUCGGCUGCAAUGACGGUUUCACUCUAAGAGGUCGAAGGAACCUCACCUGUCUAACUGCCGGUGUACGUGGCUGGGACACUAAUGACUUACCGGUUUGUAAAGCUCUAUGUGGUGUCCACAUCACCGGGCGACGGUUUGGAGUAGUUUAUUCUCCUUUCUAUCCCGAUGCUUACGGCGGCAGCAUGAACUGCACCUGGACCAUAGAGGUCGAAUCCGGAAGGGUGAAACUCACUCCGGAAAUGUUCUCUGUACAUAAAGCCUGGCAGACAGCCUGGCAGUCUACGACGGAAACGGCAGCGUUUUGGGAAAGUACACUGGUAUGUGCAAUGAACACUUCACUGCUUAAUGUUCACUUAGAAACACAAUAAAGCAUUAGAAUGAUGCCUAU
Branchiostoma belcheri (Belcher's lancelet) is the source of this 1520-nucleotide messenger RNA. RefSeq names its product CUB and sushi domain-containing protein 1-like. Bases 235 to 1500 code for a protein of 421 amino acids. Lineage: Eukaryota; Metazoa; Chordata; Leptocardii; Amphioxiformes; Branchiostomatidae. The record is from RefSeq and is a predicted model, not a curated record. The transcript is spliced from 8 exons.